Messenger RNA from Oryzias melastigma (Indian medaka), 935 nucleotides. Its product is annotated as F-box only protein 2. Gene Ontology annotation, biological process: SCF-dependent proteasomal ubiquitin-dependent protein catabolic process; glycoprotein catabolic process. NCBI's taxonomy places the organism in Eukaryota, Metazoa, Chordata, Actinopteri, Beloniformes, Adrianichthyidae. Gene Ontology annotation, molecular function: ubiquitin protein ligase activity. The record is from RefSeq and is a predicted model, not a curated record. Gene Ontology annotation, cellular component: cytoplasm; SCF ubiquitin ligase complex. The transcript has 6 exons. The coding region runs from base 108 to 635 and encodes 175 amino acids.
CUUAAAAGGAGCAGUCUGUGCUGAAACCUGUUAUACACGGAGCAGUAAACUAGAAGACUGUCUUUGUACCAGAAACAGCAAAAGAUUGUUUCAAACUUGCGGACAUCAUGCCCAGAAACCUGCUGAAGAACCCCUGCGGUGAAGAUGGCCUCAAAUUCUGGGAGGUGACCAAUGGAGGGAACGGAUGGAGAGUGGAGGACAUGCCAGGGGAUGCCGGUCAUGACUUCUGUAAUAAGGAAGUGAAGAAGUAUUUUGCAACUUCUUUUGAAUGGUGUUCAAAGGAGCAGCUGAUUGAUCUGUCAGCUGAAGAUUACUCCUCAGAGCAACUGGACGCUCAGCCAGAGGUCACGGUGGAGGACUGGUGCUGCAGCAGAACAGACUGUGGCUGUGAGUACCAGCUGACUGUGACGUUGUUAGAUAAAUACCUCAAGGUCAUAGAGGACUUCAGACAAGACCAGGUGUUUUUGUACCCUGACGAGGAUGACUGCUCCUGGAAGCAGAUCAAACAUACUUUUUCUGGAUACGGUCCUGGCUUGCGCUUCAUCUUCUUUGAACAUAGAGGGAAAGACAACAUGUACUGGAAGGGUUGGUAUGGAGUUCGGGUGACUGGGAGCUCCGUUCCCAUCAAUCUGUAAACCCGGUUUAAUCUGGACAUAGAGAAAAGAAAGAACAUCAUGUGAGCUUUAGCUUGGAAGAAAAGAAGAUUUGCCUUAAAGCUCAAUUUAAUAAUCCUGCAUGCUGCUUUGCUCAGACCUGCAAAACUCAACCACAGCUUCUCAAACUGAAAGCUGUGGAGGAUGUGUUGAGAUCUGACCUGUUGGUUAAUGCCUCCACACUGUUAUUCAUCCUCCAUGGGAACUGUAAUGACAACAGAAAAGCUGUUUAACAUUUAAUAUGGAAGAACAUUUGACAAUAAAGAGCAAAUUAAAUACAGA